Pseudozyma flocculosa PF-1 is the source of this 1140-nucleotide messenger RNA. RefSeq lists its product as uncharacterized. Gene Ontology annotation, cellular component: mitochondrial inner membrane; nucleus. Gene Ontology annotation, biological process: apoptotic DNA fragmentation. Gene Ontology annotation, molecular function: RNA endonuclease activity; metal ion binding; single-stranded DNA endonuclease activity. The transcript has 6 exons. Bases 1 to 1140 code for a protein of 379 amino acids. The record is from RefSeq and is a predicted model, not a curated record. Lineage: Eukaryota; Fungi; Basidiomycota; Ustilaginomycetes; Ustilaginales; Ustilaginaceae.
AUGUCGCACGUCAUCCCCGCCUCCUUGUUUGCAGGCGGCCUGGUCCUGGGUGUAUCGGGUGCGCUCCUCCUGCAGCGCUCGCCGGCCCCUGUCCCCGUCGCCGCGCAGCCCGCCGCGCAGCAGGCUCCAUCUCCCGGUCCGCCCUCGAUCUCGAAGCCAGCCACCGUCGUCGACGCCGGCCCCUCGUCGGCGUCUUCUCUGGCUGUGUCGAACUCGCAGCUGGGACCGGCGAGCUACCCGGGCCCCGUCUCGGACUUCCUCCAGCACGCCGCCUACGUCUCGGGAUACGACCGUCGUCUGCGCCACCCGGCCUGGACCGCCGAACACCUCACCGCCGCUUCCAUCAAGCGUCCACCCAGCCCUCCCGGCGGAUCGGGCCAGAAUGUCGACAGGGCGCUCAGCGUGUUCAGAGAGGACGAGAGGAUCCCCGAAAUGUUCCGCGCAAGGAUGGUCGACUACCUCCGCAGCGGCUACGACCGAGGCCACAUGGUGCCCGCUGCCGACGCCAAGAGCUCGCAGGUGGCCAUGAAUGAGACCUUCUUCCUGACCAAUAUCGCGCCGCAGGUCGGAGCGGGCAUGAACCGAGACUACUGGGCCCACACCGAGGACUUUGUUCGCCGCUUGACGGCCAGGUUCGCCGACCUGUACGUCUUUACCAUCCCGCUCUACCUCCCGCGGCAGAGCAGCGAUGGCAAGUGGCGCGUGACGUACGAGGUGAUUGGCAACCCGCCCAACGUAUCGGUGCCCACGCACUUUGCCAAGGUGAUCCUGGGCGUUGGCGCGGCGUCGUCAAACGACCGCAAGCUGGCGCCGCCGCCUGCGCCAUCGUCGGGCGGGCUGACGUCCAAGGUGGGCUUCGCCACGCACGACUCGCAUAUGCUGGCGCUGGGUGCGUUUGUGAUGCCCAACUCGGUCAUCCCCAACGAGGCGCCCCUCGAGAGCUUUGCUGUUCCCGUCGAGACAGUGGAGCGCGCAGCGGGGCUGACGCUCUUCCCGCCGGCCAUCAAGUCGGCGGCCAAGCGGCUGUGCGAUACGGUCAAGUGCCAGAUUAUCGUGAGGGAGUUUGGCGACAAGUCCAAGUCGCUGUCGGCGCCCGCGCCCGCUCCUGGCGCCGUGCCGGUGAGGAGCCAGACCAUGUAG